Chenopodium quinoa (quinoa) is the source of this 2205-nucleotide messenger RNA. Its product is annotated as protein ECERIFERUM 1-like. The coding region runs from base 96 to 1964 and encodes 622 amino acids. The transcript has 10 exons. Gene Ontology annotation, molecular function: iron ion binding; oxidoreductase activity. The record is from RefSeq and is a predicted model, not a curated record. Gene Ontology annotation, biological process: lipid biosynthetic process. Lineage: Eukaryota; Viridiplantae; Streptophyta; Magnoliopsida; Caryophyllales; Amaranthaceae.
UAUAUAUAUAGUGCUCUUGCGUUAGCAAGUUUUAUAGAGUUAGUUGUCUUAAGUCUCAUUACUUAUUAGAGAGAGAAAGAUAGAUAGAGCGAAUUAUGGCGUAUACUCCUGGUGUUCUUACACACUGGCCAUGGGAGCCUCUUGGUAGCUUUAAGUAUAUUGUAGUGGCACCUUUUAUGGUACACAGCAUAUACUUGUAUGUAGUAGGAGCAGAAGAAAGAGAUCUAACGUACCUUGCUAUACUUCCAUUCAUGCUAUGGAGGAUGCUUCACAACCAAAUUUGGAUCACUAUUUCGCGGCAUCGAACAGCCAAAGGCAACAACCUUAUUCUUGAUAAGAGCUUAGAGUUCGAACAAGUUGACAGGGAAAGGAAUUGGGAUGAUCAGAUACUGCUGAAUGGGAUCUUGUUUUAUGUUGGCUAUUUGGCGCUACAAACUGCAAAAAACUUGCCCUUUUGGAGAACUGAUGGUCUAAUUCAUAUGUUCCUGCUUCAUGCUGGUCCAGUGGAGUUUCUCUAUUACUGGUUCCAUCGCGCUCUCCACCAUCACUAUCUCUACUCGCGCUACCACUCCCAUCACCAUACUUCCAUUGUCACCGAGCCCAUAACUUCGGUGAUUCAUCCAUUUGCUGAACAUAUAGUAUACUUCAUUCUCUUUGCCAUUCCAAUUCUAUCGACAGUAUUAACUCGAACCUCCUCGAUAAUUUCAAUAACCAUCUAUGCUACUUACAUUGACUUGAUGAACAAUAUGGGUCAUUGCAACUUCGAGGUUGUUCCUAAAUGGUUGUUUACCAUAUUUCCUCCACUUAAGUACCUCAUGUACACUCCCUCGUUUCACUCUCUACAUCAUACUCAGUUUAGGACAAACUACUCACUUUUCAUGCCAUUUUAUGACUAUAUCUAUGGAACCAUGGACAAGUCCACGGAUACUCUAUACGAAACUUCUCUUAAGAAGCCGGAUGAUGUUCCUGAUAUUGUUCAUCUUACUCAUAUGACAACACCACAGUCUCUUUACCAACUUAGAUUGGGAUUUUCCGGCCUUGCCUCGAAUCCUCUGACCUCGACAUGGUAUCUCUGGCUCAUAUGGCCUCUCACACUAUGGUCUAUGAUCUUGACAUGGAUAUAUGGACAAACAUUCAUCGUUGAAAGAAAUACCUUUAAGAAGCUUAAGGCACAGUCAUGGGCUGUACCGCGCUAUAGGAUACAUUAUCUUUUACAAUGGCAACGAGCUGCUAUCAACAAGUUGAUCGAAGAAGCCAUACUAGAGGCAGAGGAGAAAGGGAUCAAAGUAGUGAGCCUCGGACUUUUAAAUCAGGGGGACAAUUUUAAUAAAAAUGGUGAAAUUCACUUGGAAAAACAUCCUAAGCUCAAAGUGAAAGUGGUUGAUGGUAGCAGCUUAGCUGUCGCGGUGGUCCUUAACAACAUCCCAACAGGAACUACUCGAGUUCUGUUUAGGGGUAGGCUCACUAAGGUUGCUUACUCCAUUGUCUCCGCGCUGUGCCACAAGGGUAUCCAGGUUGUUACCGUCAGACAGGCUGGAUAUGAGAAGCUUAAAAAGACAAUGACAAAAGAAGAUGGCGCGAAUCUGUCCCUUUCAGUAAAAGGCUGCAAUGAGAAGGUAUGGUUAGUAGGGGACGAUUUGUCAGAAAUCGAGCAGUCUAUGGCAUCGAAGGGAACUAUAAUGAUUCCCUAUUCUCAGUUCCCUCCCAAGAAAACAAGAAAAGACUGCUUCUACUUAAACACUCCAUCGAUGGUGGCACCUACGUCUUUUGGAAACUUGCAUUGUUGCGAGAACUGGCUGCCAAGAAGGGUGAUUAGUGCGUGGCGUGUGGCCGGAAUUGUACAUGCCUUGGAAGGAUGGAAUGUAAACGAAUGUGGUGAUCAGCUCUUCGACGUAGACAAAAUCUGGAAAGCUUCCCUUGAACAUGGAUUCCGCCCUUCCCCUGAUCGACCCCUGCUCGGUUAAGUAGUGAAAGCAUUCUAUAAUGUUAUACUUGUAUAAGCAUAUGAUUAUAAGAUGAAGAAGCUAGCUGAAAUUCUAUUUUAUAUUUUUGUCCUUCAGAACUUGGUAAUAUGUGAUACUUUAAUGCAUGUUAUUGUGACUUGAAAUUCUGAUCCUGUUAAAUUGGAUUUUCUGGAUUUGGUUUAUAUGUACAAAUACAUUUUUUUUAUGUUGAUUAUACAAUUUGGUCUUUGAUUGUUGUGAA